Salvelinus namaycush (lake trout) is the source of this 1536-nucleotide messenger RNA. Its product is annotated as hypermethylated in cancer 2 protein-like. The coding region runs from base 1 to 1536 and encodes 511 amino acids. Gene Ontology annotation, cellular component: nucleus. NCBI's taxonomy places the organism in Eukaryota, Metazoa, Chordata, Actinopteri, Salmoniformes, Salmonidae. Gene Ontology annotation, biological process: regulation of transcription by RNA polymerase II. Gene Ontology annotation, molecular function: protein binding; RNA polymerase II cis-regulatory region sequence-specific DNA binding; DNA-binding transcription factor activity, RNA polymerase II-specific. The record is from RefSeq and is a predicted model, not a curated record. The transcript has 3 exons.
AUGGAACAGCAGAAUCAUUCAAAGCAGCUGCUUCUGCAGCUGAACCAGCAGCGAGCCAAAGGAUACCUGUGUGAUGUCAUCAUCGUGGUGGAGAACGCGCUGUUCCGCGCCCACAAGAACGUCCUGGCGGCUAGCAGCGUCUACUUCAAGUCGCUGGUCCCCCACGACAACCUCAUCAACCUGGACACAGAGAUGGUCAGCCCCUCCAUUUUCAGACAGGUGUUGGACUUCAUCUAUACAGGUCGUCUGUCCAGUUCUGACUCCGUCAGUGACCACAGUAUCUCGUCUCUCCUGAUCGCCGCCUCCUACCUCCAGCUGACUGAACUGGCUGCUCUCUGUCGCAGGAAGCUCAAACACAACGGUCAGACCCCCUCCAGCUCCAACAAGAUGACCCCCUCCUCUUCCACCUCCCCAACCUCAAAUGGACACACCCCUGGCCCCCUCUGCCUCUCCUCCACCCCCCUCCACAACCACCAGCACCAUAACAACCACUCAGGGUCCAAGAAGGGGAGCCAGAGACCGGGCCAGGAGGGAAGGCUGAGAGAGGAUCUGUCCGAGAAGGUGUUUAUUUCGGGGUCACGCUGUGCCUCCCUCAGCCCCUCUGGAGAAGGUAGGAGUAAUGGGCUGGGACUGGACCUGUCCAAAAGGAGUCCGUCAGAGAGCACUGCCACAGAGGAGGUGUCCCCCAGCAGUCUGCUCCAGAGCUCUUCCCCCCACUCCUCCUCUCUCUCCCCCACUCCCACUCCUCCCACAACGUCUAGUGCCAAGCCAGAGCCUCCAAAGACCUCCACAGACCUCCAGCCCAGAGCCCCUCGCAAGAGGCCCCGAGGUGAUAAAGUGACCCCAGAGCUGGAGGACGGAGAGGUGGAUGGAGAGGAGAACGGUCUAGAUCAGAGUGAGGGGAGCGGGCACAGUGGAAGAGGAGGAGGAGGAGGAGGAAGAAAAGGGAGGAGAAACGGAAACACCAACUACAUCUACCGUCAGCCCCAGCCAGGGUUUGAGCCAGGUGUGGGGGACAACCUGUACGUCUGCAUCCCCUGUGGGAAAGGCUUCCCCAGCUCAGAACAGCUCAAUGCCCAUGUCGACACACACACCCACGACCAACUCUACCUGAAAGACGAGGAGGAGGAGGAGGAAGAGGAAGAGGAAUGUGAUGACUCUGCAUCAAAGGAGGUGAAGCCUGACGCUGAAGAACCUGGGCAUCUCUGCACAGUCUGCAGUAAGAGCUGCAAGGACGCGACAUCACUACGGCAACACGAGAAGAGCCAUUGGCUGAACCGGCCAUUCCCCUGUAACAUCUGUGGCAAGCUGUUCACUCAGCGAGGCACCAUGACGCGCCACAUGAGGAGUCACCUGGGCCUCAAGCCCUUCGCCUGCGAGGAGUGCGGCAUGCGCUUCACACGACAGUACCGCCUCGCCGAGCACAUGCGGGUCCAUUCGGGGGAGAAGCCGUACGAGUGCCAGCUGUGUGGCGGGAAGUUCACCCAGCAACGCAACCUCCUUAGUCAUAUGAGGAUGCACACCUCGCCCUCAUAG